UAAUAAACCUGCAAUUGUUACAGCAAUAUAAAACGGAAAGACGAAUAGCCAAGAGCGCGCACUCACUCACUCACUUAUUGCGUCAACUGUACUCCAUAUCAUAUCAACUGGAGCUGGGGAACCUCGUCUCUACUCGCUCUCGUCCCCGCCGGAGAUCCACCAUGGCCGGCAACUCCACCACCGCCACCGCCACCUCCUCCGCAUUGUCUCCCGAGAAUUUGAAAUUCAAUUUCUCCCCCGAUAACCCCUCCCGAAUCAUCCUCACUUCGGAUCAGGUCAACCACUGUACCCAAGCCCUCAACCUUCUGAAGGAGAAGCUCCACGAUCCUCACGUGAUCACUCAGGAGUUCGCACACUUGCAGGCGAACAGGAUAACUCCGAGUGAGAUGAGAAGAAGAUGCACCGUCGCGUAUGACGCCGUCAAUUUGAGCAAAAACCGAUACUCGGACGUUUUGCCAUUUAACAAGAACAGGGUUGUUCUCAAAUCAAGUACUGAUUAUAGGCCUGAAGCACAGGGGUAUAUCAAUGCAAGCCUUGUCUCGACCUCUUCCGCUGGAAAUGUGUCCCACUUUAUAGCCACACAAGGUCCACUUCCACAUACUUGUGAGGAUUUUUGGGAAAUGAUUACCCAAUAUCACUGCCCUGUGAUUAUCAUGCUUACUAGGUUGGUGGAUAAUUACAAGAUGGUAAAGUGUGUAGAUUAUUUUCAAGCUGAGGAUGGGCCUAGAGAAGUUGGUAAUAUUUCUAUUAUUGGUAAAUGGGAGAACACUACUGAAACUUCACUGGUGUUGCGCCAUUUGGAGGUGAACCAUAGAGAGGUAGAAGAUGCACCAUUAUCUGUUUUGCAUAUUCAGUAUCCUGAAUGGCCUGACCAUGGAGUUCCAAAAGAUACACUAGCUGUGCGUGAAAUUUUGAAAAGAUUAUACCAUUUACCAUCAAACCUUGGCCCAAUAGUGGUGCACUGCAGUGCAGGUAUUGGUAGAACUGGAGCAUACUGCACAAUUCACAACACAAUUCAGAGAAUACUUGCUGGAGAUAUGUCUGCUGUACGCAUUGCUAACACAAUAGCUAUGUUCAGGUCCCAGCGUAUUGGAAUGGUUCAAACCCAGGACCAGUACAUUUUCUGCUAUAAUGCUAUCAUAGAUGAACUGGAAGACCUUGUAUCUCAGCAGCAAUAGGAGUAGAAGGUGCUGACUUUGCCUCAAUUUGAAGCUAACUUUCAAUUCUUAGAUCGUUUUUUGGUUCCUGCAAUGCUUAUGUCUCCCGGCAGCUGAAGUCUGAAACAUUAGCAUUCGGGAGGUUUUAUGAAUUUCACCGAAUUCUCUUAUUCUCAUGUUUUUUUGUAUAAUUGCAGGCAGGGAAUUUGAUUAUUUUGUUAGAAUUCUAUUGGGGAACAGAAUGGCAUAAUGACUACAAAUUGUCCCUCCUGUUGCUAUUUUUCAUUUUCUAAAUAAACCCCUCCCCUCCCCUCCCCUCACCCUCCACGCCCCCACCUCCCUCUUUCAUUUUAUGAUGAAGAUCAUAACUUUUAGGAUGUUUUUGGCAGAACUAAUUUGCAGUAUAUUUGGAUUUAUCUUAUAAGCUUUCUAAAAUACCUUAUGAAAAUAUUUUAAUCAUA
Molecule: messenger RNA, 1618 nt
Organism: Glycine soja
Lineage: Eukaryota; Viridiplantae; Streptophyta; Magnoliopsida; Fabales; Fabaceae
Product: protein-tyrosine-phosphatase PTP1-like
Exons: 9
Coding region: 162-1178 (338 amino acids)
Biological process (GO): protein dephosphorylation
Molecular function (GO): protein tyrosine phosphatase activity
Source: RefSeq, a predicted model, not a curated record